AGCUAAGCUAUUAACUUUGAAUAGGAUUUAGCACUUGCUUGUUCAACAUUAAAAUUGCAAGUAAACAACCCUUUCCCACCCUAAGAUCAAGGAGUAUUUUGCGAUUAAUUUGUAGUUUAAAUUGCUCAAAAAUGUCCCUUAAAUCAUGAGUAUAUAUCACUCACUCACUCACCCUCUAGCUUAUUAUUAGCAUCCUCAACAAGCCCAUUCAAUUCAUCAUAUUAUUAUAUAUCAUUCCAAAAUUUAAACAAAAAAAAAAAUGGCCAACAUCGCCACCACCCUAAAGUUUACAAUAAUUCUCUCAUUGCUCAUUAUUCCUCUAACCCUUUUCCCCAAAUUAGUAUCUUCCACUAAUGACAUAGAAAAUGAUGAUGAAGAUGAUGAAGAGUAUGUUGUUGACACCCCAUUGUUAUUAACAAGCCACAAAGCAACAAGUAGGUUCUUGUCAAGCAUAAUAAUCAAGAAAGGUGCACAUUGUGAUGUUGUGACUAACAACAUAUGCAAUGGGAUCCCAGCAAAUAAAGGAAAAGGCCUUCUCUUUUGUUGCAAGAAGCAUUGUAGAAACGUUCUAAGUGAUAGGAACAAUUGUGGAGUUUGUGGCCACAAAUGCAAGGUACUAGGUGAGAGAUGCUGCAAUGGAGUUUGUACUAAUGUUUGGUAUAACGACAAUCAUUGUGGCAAGUGCAACAACAAGUGUUCAAACGGUGAUAAAUGUGGGAAUGGAUUCUGUGGCUAUGCAUGAAAAUACAACUUAUAAUUUGAAGGUGGGUCUAAUCUUAUAUAAUUUAG
This is a messenger RNA of Arachis ipaensis, 789 nucleotides long. RefSeq names its product Stigma-specific Stig1 family protein (gene GRI). The record is from RefSeq and is a predicted model, not a curated record. NCBI's taxonomy places the organism in Eukaryota, Viridiplantae, Streptophyta, Magnoliopsida, Fabales, Fabaceae.